AUGGCUUCCCUUUCCUCGGCCAGUAUGGGCCCAACAGCAUCACAAGUAUCCGGCAACCCGCCGCCCAUCCUCGAGAUCUUCAACUUCCUCUCCAGCUCCUCCUUCAUCUUGUGGGGCAUAGCAGCCUCCACCUUCUCAGGCCUUUACACCGCAACGUCGUAUCUGUUUACUCCCUUGACGCUCCUUCUUCCCGUCGUGAUCUAUAUUGUGUCUCCCAUCACACUCUUUCUUCAACUCGUCCUCGACGGACUGAUCAUCGUGCCCUUUAACCUCUCGGUGUACAUUCUGCAGGCGAUUUACCCCCUGUAUGUCUUUGUCGGCGUCGCGUGUGUUAGUGGGGCUGUCAUCGGGUUCGGAGCGCGACAUGUCGUCAGUGUUGUUGGACACGGACUUCUGGGGAGGAAGACAGUCAAGGACGCUCCCGCAUCAAGGGAACCCGAUGAUUCUCGGGCCCCAGUCCCGCGGAGCUCAAGGAAGGGCAAGAAAAAAGUUUCACUUCAGUGA
Messenger RNA from Heterobasidion irregulare TC 32-1, 504 nucleotides. RefSeq lists its product as uncharacterized. NCBI's taxonomy places the organism in Eukaryota, Fungi, Basidiomycota, Agaricomycetes, Russulales, Bondarzewiaceae. The transcript has a single exon. The coding region runs from base 1 to 504 and encodes 167 amino acids. The record is from RefSeq and is a predicted model, not a curated record.